AUGAAGCCGAGGCUGUUAAAGUACAUUUUCAUCGGAUUGUUGUUGUCGCUGGGAUUCGUUUGCCUGUACAACGGCUCGCUGUUCGCCAGCAGAUUGCCACGCGGCGACGAUUCAUUCGAGGACGGCGUUGACCCGGUCCGUGGAAGGUUUUUGUUGAAGAAGGAUUCCGGUGAAAUCCACCACGACGAAGACGACGACGAGCGCAUUCUCCAAGUCCCCAGAACCAUUCCAGUUUGUGAUUCGAGGUACUCGGAGUUGAUUCCAUGUUUGGACAGGAAUUUGAUCUUUUACCAAAUUAAACUGAAGGUUAAUUUGAGCUUAAUGGAGCAUUAUGAACGGCAUUGCCCGCCCGCUGAACGCCGUUUUAAUUGCCUUAUUCCGCCUCCUAUUGGCUACAAGAUCCCCAUUAGAUGGCCCUCGAGCAGGGACCAAGUAUGGAAGGCGAACAUACCCCACACCCAUCUCGCGCAAGAAAAAUCGGACCAGAAUUGGAUGUUUGUUGAUGGGGAGAGGAUAAAGUUCCCCGGUGGCGGGACCCAUUUUCACUAUGGAGCCGACAUAUACAUUGCUGCCAUUGCAGGGAUGCUCAAGUUUCCAGGUGAAAGACUGAACAACAAUGGUCGCAUCCGGAAUGUUCUAGACAUAGGCUGUGGGGUCGCGAGUUUUGGAGCUUACCUCCUUCCACUCGACAUAAUAGCCAUGUCACUAGCUCCGAACGAUGUUCAUGAGAAUCAAAUACAGUUUGCCCUCGAGAGAGGGAUUCCAGCUGCUUUAGGCGUUUUAGGCACAAAACGACUACCUUAUCCAAGCAGGUCAUUUGAGCUGGCUCACUGCUCCCGAUGCAGGAUAGACUGGCUCCAGAGAGAUGGAAUCCUUUUGCUGGAGCUCGACCGAUUGCUAAGGCCAGGUGGCUAUUUCGUGUACUCUUCUCCGGAGGUUUACGCGCACGACCCGAAGAACCAGAGAAUAUGGAGCUUAAUGCAAAACCUUCUGAAGAGGAUGUGUUGGAGGGUUGUGGCAAGGCGGGACCAGACAGUAGUGUGGGCUAAGCCUUUGAGCAAUAGUUGUUAUAGAAAAAGGGGAAGUGGUGCCCUGCCGGUUUUGUGUGGGGUAGAUGAUGAUCCAGACGAAGUGUGGAACGUGUUCAUGAAAGCAUGCAUCACGCCUUACUCGAAGAAAAUGCAUCGGGAAAAGUGGAGUGGACUAAAACCCUGGCCACAGAGGCUUACGGCUGCUCCUCCGCGUUUGGAAGAAAUUGGAAUAAGUGCUGACGAAUUUCUGAAAGAUACCGACAUGUGGCGUUACAGAGUGGCUGAGUAUUGGAAAAAUAUGAAAUCCGUUAUACAGAAUAACUCGUUCAGAAAUAUCAUGGACAUGAACUCAAACCUUGGAGGUUUUGCAGCUGCUCUGAACGAAAAGGAUGUUUGGGUGAUGAAUGUUGCUCCAGUUAAUGCAUCUGCAAAAUUGAAAAUCGUGUAUGAUCGCGGGUUAAUUGGAACUGUUCAUGAUUGGUGCGAAUCUUUCUCGACUUACCCACGAACCUAUGACUUGCUCCAUGCAUGGUCGGUUUUUUCUGAGAUUGAGGAGAGAGGCUGCAGCACAGAGGAUCUAUUAAUCGAGAUGGACCGUAUGCUAAGGCCCGAAGGCUUUGUGAUUAUAAGGGAUAAACAUUAUAUAAUAAAUCGUGUACGUAAAUUCUUGGCCUCUUUAAGGUGGGACAAAUGGUUAUCGGAGGUAAAACCCAGUUUCGAUGCUUUCUCCACAAGCGAAGAAAGAGUUCUAAUCAUGAGAAAAGAAUUAUGGAGCUAG
Striga hermonthica is the source of this 1809-nucleotide messenger RNA. The record is from the annotation of a GenBank genome assembly. NCBI's taxonomy places the organism in Eukaryota, Viridiplantae, Streptophyta, Magnoliopsida, Lamiales, Orobanchaceae.